Molecule: messenger RNA, 225 nt
Organism: Nyctereutes procyonoides (raccoon dog)
Lineage: Eukaryota; Metazoa; Chordata; Mammalia; Carnivora; Canidae
Product: coiled-coil-helix-coiled-coil-helix domain-containing protein 7-like
Exons: 1
Coding region: 1-225 (74 amino acids)
Source: RefSeq, a predicted model, not a curated record
AUGCCCAAGGUAGCAUGGAGGCUGAGAGAACAUGACACAAAUCCUUGCUUGUUGGAAUCUGAUGUUUCUACCAGAGAUAGGGAUGAAAAUAACUAUCACAGGGAGAGGUACUCCACUUACUUCUUAAACUACAAAACCUGCCAAAAAUUCUGGAAUUCUAUCAUGGGUCCAGAGAAGACAGAAUGGAGUAAAGUCAUCUAUGCCUACAGCAGGAGAAAGAGAUGA